Molecule: messenger RNA, 1236 nt
Organism: Maudiozyma saulgeensis
Lineage: Eukaryota; Fungi; Ascomycota; Saccharomycetes; Saccharomycetales; Saccharomycetaceae
Source: the annotation of a GenBank genome assembly
AUGGUUGCCAAGAAUUCUGUAACGAUCGAGAACGUAAAUUCGCCUACAACUCAACUUCAUAAAAACAAACUUACUCAGUGUUUUGAUGAUAUGAUGAGAAUGAGUUCAGAGAUGUUGGUUCAGGAACAACUGAAGACGAUACAAUUGGAUAACGGUAUAACAAAUGGAUUUUCUGCAACACAUCAAAAGAAUCUAAAGGAGAAAUUUCAUGUAUUCCAUGGUAUAUUGGACGAUCUAGAUAUCACACUAGACAAAUGUGCAACUUAUGUAGAGACUUUAAACAAGAUUGGGAUAGAGAAAGAAGAGUUAAGGAAGAAAGAGGAAGAACUUGAGGCUGAAAGGCAAAAGAAAUUAGAAGAAGAGAAAGAACAACAACGUAUAGCUAAAGAAGAAUUAAUGAAGAAAGAAAAAGAAGAACAAGAACAAAAGGAAAAGGAAAAACAAGAGAAGGAGAAGAGAGAGAAAGAGAAGAGAGAAGCUCAGCAAAAGGAAAAUAAUGUGACUGGUAAUGCACUGGAUUUAAUGGAUGAUAUGAGACUCAGUUUCAAUGAUGAUGUCGGUGUAAAUGUUGAUGGCACUCAAAACGAUCUACUUGGCUCUUUUAAUUCCGGUGAUAAAGGUUCCAAUAAUACGCCGGGUAUACUCGCUGCUUCUGCUGGAGUAAAUGAUAUUUCAGAUCCAUUACAAUCAUUAACAUCUGCUGGUGAGACAGAUGAUAAAAAUAACAGUAGCAAUAAGAGUAACAAUAAUAAAGGUAGCAAUAAUAAUGCUAAUAAUGCUAAUGAUACAGGAGCAAACAGUGUAUUUAACGAUCUCGAUGCAAUGGACAUGUCUCUAUUUACAGACCUUGACAAUACAAACUUUGAUCCUCUUUCUGAAACUUUGAAUGGUACUAAUGAUCUCACAGGUAAGGAUACUGCCAUGAAUGACAACAAUAAUAAUAGCAAUAAUAAUGACACUAAUAAUAACAACAGUAAUAAUAAUAAUGGUAGUACUAAUAAUAACCAAAUAAGUACGGAUAAUGGAGCAACAGCAACCACAGGGGCAAUAAAUGUCGAUAAUGAAAAUAAUGGUAAUGUCAUGGUCAACAAUAAUAAUGAUAGUCUCAAUAUGAUGGAGCCAUUACAAGAUAUGGGUGAUGACUAUUUAACACUGAACGAUUUCAAUGAUCUUAACAUUGAUUGGAAUGCUGGGGGUGAUUCAGGAGACUUGGACCUUAACGAUUUUAACAUAUAA